AUGGGCGGCGGUCCACCCAAAGACUUCCUCCUCGCCAUCCUCCCCUUCUCCGAACCCCAACCAAUCCUGUCCAAACUACGCUCCCGAUUCCCCGAAAUCGAAAUUGCAUACUUCGACACUUCCUCCUCGCCCCAGGCCACCUACGCCGAGCUGCAAGACAAAGUGCCCCGCGAGCUAUGGCAACGCGCCACGAUCCUCGUGACGCUGUUCACAUUCCCGGAGAAAGUGGAAGACGCGCCGAAACUGGAACUGGUGCACCUGGUAUCCGCGGGGAGCAACCAGAUGAGCGAGACGCCGAUUUAUAAAGACAGCGAGGAGAUUGUCAUCACCACGUCGUCCGGGAUCCACGGGCCGCAGAUUGCCGAAUGGGUGCUCAUGACGGGCCUCGUGGGGAGUCAUGGCUAUAGGCAACUCUACGAAUUGCAGAAGCGGAAACAAUGGGGCAGCAACAUCGACGACGGGUCGCAGAAGAAGCAGAAGCAGAAGCAGAAGCAAGAUUACAGGAACGUGAGGGACUGGGUAGGGCGGAGGAUUGGGAUUCUAGGCUACGGGAGUAUCGGGCGACAAGUCGGGCGGGUGGCGCACGCGAUGGGCAUGGAAGUCUUCGCGUACACGGCGACGGCCAAGGACACGCAAGAGAAGAAGAAGGACCGGGGAUACAUCGUGCCCGGGACGGGGGAUGCGGAGGGCGAGAUUCCGCGGGAGUGGUAUAGCGGGCUCGCACGGGAGGACUUGCGGAAAUUCCUACAACAGGAUCUCGACUGGCUGGCCGUUUCCGUCCCCUUAACCAAAGAAACGCGGCAUUUCCUCUCACAUGCGGAAUUCGACGUUCUGAGCGCCGGGGGCAAACGCCCGGCUUUCGUCACCAAUAUCGCGCGCGGCGCGAUUCUCGAUCAACCCGCUCUCAUUGACGCGUUGAAGGACGGCAGGCUCAGCGGCGCGGCGCUGGACGUCACGGACCCGGAACCCCUGCCGCGGGAGAGCGAGCUGUGGGAGCUGGAAAAUGUCAUCCUCACGCCGCAUGUGAGUGGGAUUGGGAGUGAUUAUGUGGACCGGACGUUUGAGGUGUUGGAGGGGAAUUUGGAGCGGAGGAGGAAGGGGGAGGGGUUGAUUAAUGUUGUGAAUCGGAGGAGGGGGUAUUGA
Messenger RNA from Lecanosticta acicola, 1143 nucleotides. The record is from the annotation of a GenBank genome assembly. NCBI's taxonomy places the organism in Eukaryota, Fungi, Ascomycota, Dothideomycetes, Mycosphaerellales, Mycosphaerellaceae.